ACUCACUCGCAGCCCAUUGCACUGCAGUUUCAGUACUUUGAUGACACCACAUUGGGAAGUACAAUGUUGAUGGACUACUGUCCGUAUGUUAAGCGGCGUGAGGCGUCUGGGUGUACCAACGGCGAUACUAAAUAUGUUCCUGGAAGCUUCAUUGGCCCGGGCUCACGGUGCGUAAAUGGAGAGGGGCUUGAGUUCGAUAACCAAGAGAUUGGCGAUGUGUGCGUGAACACGCAGUGCAGUGGGGGUAGGCUGAGGGUGCAGUUCCUUGGCGACGACACGUGGCACGACUGCAAUGAGGGUGAGACGGUUGCGCCGUCGGGGGGCAAAUGGAGCGGGGGGAGCAUCAGGUGCCCCAAAUAUGCCGACGUGUGCACAGCCUUCCCCAACACCAGGGAUCUCCCAAUACCAGUCGUUGCCCCGCCACUGGUGGAGGAUCCAAACCAUGCAGAUACAAAUGAUGAAUCAGGCGGCACCAAUCGUGAUCCUGGUGCCUCGCCCUCAACGUAUCAGUCGCGCAAUACCAACCCGGAACGCAACCCAACCAGCAUGCGUCGUGAUCCUGGUGCCUCGCCCUCAACGUAUCAGUCGCGCAAUACCAACCCGGAACGCAACCCAACCAGCAUGCGUCGUGAUGCCGGUGCCUCGCCCUCA
Trypanosoma rangeli is the source of this 651-nucleotide messenger RNA. RefSeq names its product surface protease GP63. The transcript has a single exon. The record is from RefSeq and is a predicted model, not a curated record. Gene Ontology annotation, molecular function: metalloendopeptidase activity. Lineage: Eukaryota; Euglenozoa; Kinetoplastea; Trypanosomatida; Trypanosomatidae. Gene Ontology annotation, biological process: cell adhesion; proteolysis. The annotation marks the transcript as partial. Gene Ontology annotation, cellular component: membrane.